GCGUCGUAUUGAUUUGAUAAGCAGUCGGAAGAGAUGAUUACAGAGGAAAUGUCAUCCUGACUAGAGGUAGGACUGCAGCCACAAGGUGAAGUUUUGUACAGGGAGAAAAUUCAAUGGAAUCCUCAGCAGACAAGCAGUCUGAAGCACUCCUUGACAGAAUGACCAACUCUCAGACCAAUGUUAGAGUAUCUGAACAGCAUGAAUGUCCAGACGGCCAAAGCACUGCAGCCCACAGGGGUACUGAGCAGGGGGACGAUGCCUUCUUUGACUGUGUGGAGUCUCUGAAUGGAGCAGACGGCUCCAUGGGUGACAGACAGAGAAGGACUGACUGUUCAGAAGCCCCAUCAUUAUUCCAGGAAACAGAGGGAUGUUCACCAAACACAGAGAAAAAACACGUCAAUACAGAGUUAGGAGGAGAAGAAGCCGAGUUGUCAGGGGCGAGAACUACAUUAUUGGGAGGUGAAGAAGAGGAGGGAAAAGAAACUUGGGAUGAGUGCACUGAAGAAGACAAGAGUAUGGCAGUUGAAGGGGGAGAUUCUGAUACUGAACUGAAUGAAGAAGAGAACGCUCCUCCUGAAUUUGAUGAGGAGUAUCUGAGACAAGUGGAGAAAGACAUGACAGAGGAGGAAACAGAGAGCCGCAGAGAGGAGAGCAUGAGCCUGAAGGACAAGGGGAACAGUCAGUUCAAGAGUGGAGAGCACACUGAGGCAGAGGAGUCGUACACUGCAGCUUUAGGAUUAUGCCCUGUGUGUUCCAGCAAGGAGAGAGCUAUCCUCUUCUCUAACCGUGCUGCUGCCCGACUGCACCUGGAUAAGAAUGAGAGAGCCAUCGCCGACUGCACCAAGGCCAUAGAGUUGAACCCAAACUACAUGCGAGCGAUCCUGCGGAGGGCAGAGCUCUAUGAGAAAACAGACAAGCUGGAUGAGGCUUUGGAAGACUACAAGGCUGCUCUGGAGAAAGACCCCGACCUGCCUUCAGCCAGAGAGGCCUGCAUGCGGCUUCCACAACAGAUCCACGAGCGAAAUGAGAAGCUGAAGGACGAUAUGAUGGGCAAACUGAAGGACUUGGGCAAUAUGUUCCUGCGGCCAUUUGGUCUGUCCACAUCAAACUUCCAGGUAAACCAGGAUUCGGGCACUGGAUCCUACUCUGUCAACUUUGUUCAGAAUCCUAACAACAACAGAUCACAGCAUGAGGAGCCUGUCUGAGAGCCGUCGUCACACCUGGCUUGGCCACCCAUCCUCAGAGCUAAGAGACGGACAGUCAGGAUCCUCCACUGGUGUGUCAGAGUGGGAUCCAUUUUGAAAUUUAAAAGGCAGUCUUUCAUGGUUAAAUAAGAUUGUGUGUGAGAGAUGGUGGGCAAUCUGAAAGGGCCAUUAAAUAAGUGACUGUUA
Molecule: messenger RNA, 1391 nt
Organism: Oncorhynchus kisutch (coho salmon)
Lineage: Eukaryota; Metazoa; Chordata; Actinopteri; Salmoniformes; Salmonidae
Product: tetratricopeptide repeat protein 1
Exons: 8
Coding region: 114-1205 (363 amino acids)
Molecular function (GO): protein binding
Source: RefSeq, a predicted model, not a curated record